GGACUUUUAGUGUGGCGAUGUGAGGUCAUAUGUCUGCGCCGCGCUGUUGUGACUCGGCUGAAGAAAGAGAGUCCAAAUGCACACACAAAAAACUCCUGCUGAAGCAGCUGAGAUCCACGUCACAUAGGCUACUGUUAUAACGAUGGCAUUUAUUAAAGAGGAGACUGAAGACAUUAAGAUCGAAGACGCAAUCACAGUGAAACAAGAAGAUACUGAAGAACAAACAGACCUAAUGACGUUGAAAGAGGAGAGUGAUGUACUAAAUGAAUCGGAAGAGAAAAGUCGGUUUGAGAAACAUCAUGAUUUCAUUACUGGGGAAAAGUCCACAAAGACUGAAAUGGAGUCCUCACCAAAAACAGCUCAGAAGACCGAAUCUAACAGUUACUUCAGCUGCCGUCAAUGUGGAAAGAGUUUCAGUAAAAAACGAAAUCUUGAAGUCCACAUGAGAAUUCACACUGGAGAGAAGCCCUUCACCUGCCAACAGUGUAAAAAAAGUUUCACUCAAAAACAAAACCUUAAUGUCCACAUGAGAAUUCACACUGGAGAGAAGCCCUUCACCUGCCAACAGUGUAAAAAAAGUUUCACUCAAAAACAAAACCUUAAUGUCCACAUGAGAAUUCACACUGGAGAGAAGCCCUUCACCUGCCAACAGUGUGGACAGAGUUUUACGAAUAAAGGAAACCUUAAUGCCCACCUGAGAAGUCACACCGGAGAGAAGCCAUUCACCUGCCAGCACUGUGGGAAGAGCUUUACACAAAAAGUAAACCUUGAGGUUCACCUGAGGCUUCACACCGGAGAGAGGCCUUUCAUGUGUCUUCAGUGUGAGAAGAGUUUCAUAUAUAAAAGGGACUUGNAAGUCCACAUGAGAAUUCACACUGGAGAGAAGCCCUUCACCUGCCAACAGUGUAAAAAAAGUUUCACUCAAAAACAAAACCUUAAUGUCCACAUGAGAAUUCACACUGGAGAGAAGCCCUUCACCUGCCAACAGUGUAAAAAAAGUUUCACUCAAAAACAAAACCUUAAUGUCCACAUGAGAAUUCACACUGGAGAGAAGCCCUUCACCUGCCAACAGUGUGGACAGAGUUUUACGAAUAAAGGAAACCUUAAUGCCCACCUGAGAAGUCACACCGGAGAGAAGCCAUUCACCUGCCAGCACUGUGGGAAGAGCUUUACACAAAAAGUAAACCUUGAGGUUCACCUGAGGCUUCACACCGGAGAGAGGCCUUUCAUGUGUCUUCAGUGUGAGAAGAGUUUCAUAUAUAAAAGGGACUUGAAACGGCAUUUGCCAAUUCAUUCUAGAAAGAAUUCAAAGUGUUCUGAGUGUGAGAGGUUUGGAAAAAGAAGACAUUUCAAAAAUCACCUUUGCAUUCAGUCUGGAGCAAGGCGGAUUAAUUGUGAUCAGUGUCAUAAAAAAAGUAUUUUGCCGUCACACAGAAAAAGCCUUCACACCUGGAAAGUCACACGUAUGUGAGACCCUGUUGGGGUUCUUUGUGUAGAGAGAGUUUUAAGUAGCUGCAAAAUUUAGAAUGGCACCAGAAAAUAUGUAUCUGUGUACAAUUAAAGCUAAGGUUGACAGUUUCUAUGCUACUAGUGUCACCUAGUGGAACUAUAAAAAUAAAGCAUGUUUUCAAACGCCCUUUAGAAGUGUCACACCUCCCCUAACUUAAACAUGGCAAAUACCGCUCUUACGGGUCUAUAAAGGUGAAGGCAUGUUGCAGCAGGUUUUAGGAGGCUACUUUCAACAAAAGGUCUAGCAUGUUAGCAACACGUGUAACUUGAAGUUUAGCUUGUGUUGAAA
Messenger RNA from Sinocyclocheilus grahami, 1798 nucleotides. Its product is annotated as gastrula zinc finger protein XlCGF57.1-like. Lineage: Eukaryota; Metazoa; Chordata; Actinopteri; Cypriniformes; Cyprinidae. The transcript has 4 exons. Bases 143 to 1471 code for a protein of 442 amino acids. Gene Ontology annotation, molecular function: DNA-binding transcription factor activity, RNA polymerase II-specific; RNA polymerase II cis-regulatory region sequence-specific DNA binding. Gene Ontology annotation, biological process: regulation of DNA-templated transcription. The record is from RefSeq and is a predicted model, not a curated record.